AUGAACGCCGCCCCGAAGCAGGUCCAAGGGACUGUGGAACUGCAGCGUUGGGAGGACACGGACGCUGCCUCCUCCUCGGCCAGCGGGCGUGUGGCCCGACAGCAAUUAUCCCCCUGCAUCGAAAUCUGGGUUUUUCCAUACUGCUGCCUGCGCCUAAUAAAACCCGUCUACCGCGCACCGUCGCACAGCCGCGUCGCGCUGCCUCGGGUCCCCGCGGGGAGCCACGGGGCCCUGGGCGUUUCGCUCCAGGGCGAGGCGGCGUUCGGGCACGCAGGUGAACCGCAGACCCGCAGACCGCUCGCCCUAGGGACGCGCGCGAGUGCUUCCAGGCUCUCGGCCGGCUGCAGGAGCCACAAAGUCUCUCUGAAAACCACGCGCGCCGGAGACCCCGCAGGGUCCCGCACGAGGCUUCCGGGGCCCUGGGCGACCCCCGGGCAGGGCAGGAGGGCGGCACCGGGGACCUGGCGUCCAGGGCCCACGCGCGCGUUCCCCUGGGCACCACGUCCUCGGCGGCUCUUCCCCGACCGCUCGCCCCUCCCGGCUUCCUUUCGGGGCAGCGGAAUUCCCCGUUCUCCCGCGGAUGCCCCGCCUCCGACGUGCUUCCCGAAGUUUCUCUGGCGCGGGACCGGGAAAGCCCCAUUUGCCGGUGGCUCCGCGGCCCACAGACCCCGGCCUCCCGCUGCGCUCGCGCUAACCCCAACCCUUGCUCCUCGCCGCCCCCGACCCGUCCCGCACGCCAGACCCUGGACCCCGGCUGCGGUUCCCUCCCGCCGCGCUGGGCCGUCGCCGGCCUGGGCACCUGGCGGGGAGCGCGGCGCGCCGAGACGGACCCAGGCCGUACGGCAUCGCCGUGAGAGGACACCCGCGGCGGGAGCGGCUGCCCGUGGAAGCCCACGCGCGUGGCCCGCCCUUCGGCUCACUGGGGCGUGCGCGAAGACCGGGUCUCCUUACGGCCCGGAGAGGCCGCGGCUUUCGGUGGUGGCGUGGCGUUCCAGCUUUGCUUUUCCGCGCGUCCGGGCGAAGCGGCGGCGGGGAGAGGUGCGCCCCGACCCCCGCAACUCCAGGCCGCUGCGCGUCCUCCUUGGGAGCGGCGGAGCGCAGGCCGCGGCCCGGCAGGUGGCAGCCCUUGGAGAGGCUACUGAUUUCCUACUGUUCUCCACCCUCCGCUGUCAUCCGGAGAGAUCCGCCGUCGGCCUGGCUGUCACGACUUUGCGGGAGUAGCGCGUCUUCUCUCUGGCUGCUCUCGGGGUCUUCGCCGGUGUUGUGUGUUCCAGCUUUCCGUCAGUGUGUCCAGAGAGAAAAUUCUUUUCAUUUUCCUGUUCUUGAAUUCGUUAGCAGUCCUGAUUCUAGAAGUCGUAUCUAUUUUCACUUAGGAAUCCUUUGUAACGAUUAUCUUCUUAAAA
Molecule: messenger RNA, 1403 nt
Organism: Oryctolagus cuniculus (rabbit)
Lineage: Eukaryota; Metazoa; Chordata; Mammalia; Lagomorpha; Leporidae
Source: RefSeq, a predicted model, not a curated record